UUUCUAUAUGCUUUGCCAAGAAAAGAAGGCUAUGAGUUCUUUGUGGGGCAGUGGUCAGGAACAGAACUGCACUUCACUUCGCUAAUAAACAUUCAGACUCAAGGUGAAACUGCUCCCAGCCAGUUGGUCUUGUACCAUUAUCCUGAGCUGCAGAAGGAAAAAGGGAUAGUGCUAAUGACUGCAGAAAUGGACUCAAAGUUCUUGGUAGCCCAUGAAGCACAGUGCUUGGCGAAUCAGGUGCAGCUUUUCUAUGCUACGGAUCGGUCUGAGACCUACGAAUUGGUGGAGACCUUCAACCACAGAUCUAGUGAAUUUAAAUACAUGUCAGUUAUAGCAGAGCUUGAGCACAGUGGACUUGGAAGAGAACUGAGACCUGGUCAGGUUUCUGACAAGUCGUAG
Mesitornis unicolor (brown roatelo) is the source of this 399-nucleotide messenger RNA. RefSeq names its product ATP synthase mitochondrial F1 complex assembly factor 1 (gene ATPAF1). The transcript has 3 exons. Gene Ontology annotation, cellular component: mitochondrion. The record is from RefSeq and is a predicted model, not a curated record. NCBI's taxonomy places the organism in Eukaryota, Metazoa, Chordata, Aves, Mesitornithiformes, Mesitornithidae. The annotation marks the transcript as partial. Gene Ontology annotation, biological process: mitochondrial proton-transporting ATP synthase complex assembly.